Lachancea fermentati is the source of this 1518-nucleotide messenger RNA. NCBI's taxonomy places the organism in Eukaryota, Fungi, Ascomycota, Saccharomycetes, Saccharomycetales, Saccharomycetaceae. The record is from the annotation of a GenBank genome assembly.
AUGGCUGCAGAGAAGACAGAACAGCUUCCUGUCGGCUCAAAUGCCAAGCCAAAAAGUGCGGGAUUUACUAAUCCGGCUUUUAGGGCGAUGGGAUUACCUGCCAUUCGGUUACCUUCGAGAAAUUGGAUGAUUUUCUGGACUCUACUCACAGUAUCAGUAUCAGGUGUGGCGUAUGAUAAGUACAAACAAAAGCAAAUCAGAAAGAGGUGGUGCGAUCUGGUCGCACCUCUAGCGCAGGAAACUUUCCCAACGUCACUCACUCCGCGGAAAGUAACUGUAUUUGUGGCUCCUCCUCCAAAUGAUUAUCUUGAUACAAGUAUGGUGAUUUGGCGAAGAUUUAUAAAACCUGUCUUAUUCUCGAGUGGUAUCGAUUACGAAGUCUUUACUGAAAGUAGACAAGGACUCAUCAGGUUCGAAGUUGCAGAGCGUAUACGAGAAUUGAGAAGAGAACUUUUGGAUCACGAACAAAACUUGCAAGCCUUGGAAGAAGAGGCAAAAAGAUGGAAUAAACUCAAGAAGCAACUAUCCCAAUUGGUAGGUUGGGGAAAAUCUAUUAGAUCAGACGAAGAAAUUGAUGAAGAAAAGGAGAGGAUCCUUGCAAAGAAAUACAAAGCCGAUUUUGAUUAUAAGGAACUAUUGGGCGUUUUCAUGAGCUCAAAGCUCAGGGAAACCUCACCCUUGAGCGAAGACGCAUUGGUGGUAGAUCCCAAACUUGCAGGAGGAGUUAUUUGUCUUGGUCGCGGAGCUUAUAAGGAGUAUAUUGCUGGACUACAUGAAGGUAUAUUAGGCCCUCUCGAUCCUCCAGUUGCUAUACCUUCUGAAGACUUGUCAACUGCAAGUAAAUCCGAAGGGGAUAAGAUUACAGAGAUUGGGGGAAAAGUGAAUGGCCUGGCUGAUAACGAUAAAGGAGAAAACAGUACCAUUACUCAGUCUCUGGAUAAUCAAUCUUCAGAACCUUCUGCGACGCCAUCAGAAACCAAUGAAUCUCAAGAAAUCUCUCCAAGUGAUACUGAUGAAGAAGACGAUCAAGAAAAGAGCAAACCAAUACCCAAACCGUAUAUUUUUCCUGACGAUUAUUCAAAGGCAAUCAUCCCAUUUGAACUAUCAAAAACUGGCUCAAUAAAAAACCCAAGGACUCAUGUCCCUGCAUUGUUUGAGCAACCAAUUCUUGUUAUUCCUAUUCCACAUUUGAUAGGUUUCACAAACAUCCCCGAACGUAUCUACAGAUUUUAUCGCAGGCGUUACCAGGCUGAAGCUUAUUGCCAAGCCGCUGUCAGCUGUGUAUUGCAAACUAUCAGACCCUUUGAUCCAAAAUUCGAUUUGGAUCUCGGCAAGUCUGAAGAGGAAGACUGGCCCAAGAAAUGGGUUCAAUUGGGGAAAGAAAAAAAGAGCGAAUGGGUUCAAGAGCUUAGAGGAGACGAAAGAAUUUUAAAAAAACUAAAUGUUUUUGAUCAUUCAAAUAUCAGCAAGUUGGAACUAAGCUCCCGGCCCAAUUCUGAAUCAUCUAUCAAAGAAUAA